Messenger RNA from Neohortaea acidophila, 3024 nucleotides. RefSeq lists its product as uncharacterized. Gene Ontology annotation, biological process: intracellular magnesium ion homeostasis; magnesium ion transmembrane transport. The record is from RefSeq and is a predicted model, not a curated record. Bases 272 to 2920 code for a protein of 882 amino acids. Lineage: Eukaryota; Fungi; Ascomycota; Dothideomycetes; Mycosphaerellales; Teratosphaeriaceae. The transcript is spliced from 2 exons. Gene Ontology annotation, molecular function: magnesium ion transmembrane transporter activity. Gene Ontology annotation, cellular component: plasma membrane.
AAUUCACCGCUGCUCUGAUUUCUUCCUCCUCCCUUCGACACCCCCAUCGUUAUCCAGUCCAUCCACGCACUCGCUCGUUCUGGCAGGCUCACGCGAAUUCCAACCAGCGCUUGGACGAAAACGGCUAGCCUGCCGAUUCACUCGUGGGCGAAUGAGGCAAUUGAAGUCAUUGCUGCCAUUAUACCAGCCAUUUGAGCCUUGAACAGCGUCGUACACCAAAUUUUGAUAACUACCCCUGCGCAGCACGCGGCUUGAGAGUGCACCGCAAGCCAUGUCCUCGACUACCAAGCCUGACCUGGCCAAGGUGGCAGGACCGGAAUCGAUGGCGAAACCUGAGCCGACCGCCCAAAGCUCCACCGCUCAAGAUGGCGCCGCAUCUGCACAGCCGAAGAAGAAGAAGCAUCGCGCGGGCAGGCACAAGAAGAAGAAUAAGAGAAGCAAUUUCGGCCAGUCGGCAGACCUACGAGCGGAAGAGGCGUUGGAUACGGGAGAGAGGCAGGGUGGUAUUCCUGCGGGGGCGUUCUAUCGCUUGCAGAAUCGCAGUCACAGUCAGAGCAGUUUGGAGAGUGAGGCUCUGCUGGAUCAUCGUGGCUCGACUCCGCGACGGCCUCGAAGAGAGAGUCUACAGCAGACGGGCUUCACGCGGCCCAGUCUGCCCUACGCUCGCAAUCGCGGAACAGCAAUGUCGGGUGCUCUGGGGGGAGGGCAUCGGUCUUCAAGACUCGCUCAUGCUACUGGCGUUGCUAUCAGCGAUGAUGGCGACGACGACGAGGGUCAGCCCACCGAUCAUACUCCGCUGCUUUCGAGGUCUCGCAAUCAAUCCCGUCCGGAAGUCUCCCGCGCUGGCUCGGGACACUAUGGCUCUACACCUUAUCGAGGCCGGAGGUCCUCCGUUCACUCGCAUGCAUCUUCGCGCAAGCGGAUCGUGGCCACAAGUCAUCUGCAGCCGACUAUGGAAAGCGACGACGAGUACGACGUGAACAAUCCUCCCUCUGUGCCAACCUCUCCACGCCUGGGUUCUCUCGACGAUCUGAUGAUCAAUGUCAAUGACAUCCCCGGGAGUCAUUCCGAGCGUGGCCGCGAUGCAGUCAUCGACAUUGACGAGGAUGACCGCCGCUACUCUGGGAGCUCUUCAGAGGCAAUGAGAAGAAGAUCCACUGUGGCCGAUCUCGCUGAGAGGGAUGUCUGCUUCCCCGGAGACGCUGGCCUAUCUGAGGAUGGGGGAGAUGGAGAUGACCACCAUUCCAUGACCGGAUCAGGCCAGCAAGGCCGGCGGCGCACGCGUCCGGGUCAAUGGCCCGACCUAGACGUGCUGCAUGAUUGGAGUCGCGAGGAAAAGGAAGAGCGGACAGCGCAGGAGCACAUCCGAGCCAAGAAGAUCAAUGAGCCGGUCAUGGUUGGUGGCCGUCUACGUCCGGGCAAGACGGCGUGGCAUCGGGAGGAGGACGAGCCGUUCCGCUUCACUUACUUCAACGAGAUGUUUGAUGGUACCAUACAUGCCCGUACGAUCAGUGAUCUUCUACAGGACGGCGCAACGUUCAGAGAUCUUUUCAUCCCUGAUCAUAUCGAGCUGCAAGAGGAUAGCGAGGGGGAGGAAGAGGGGGAUGACAACGCACUCGUUCGCCCGGUCUUGGACAAGCAUGCUUCGAUCCACACUCAUGCCUCGAUCCACACUCCGUCAGUCGCAGGAGACCAUCUCUCUCGACAGCCCUCCGUAUUGAGCGACGCAGAGGCUUUGCGCUCUCCCGGAGGCAGCAAACCUCCAACGAGGACCAGCACGCCAACUGGCAAGGAUUCCGAGGCGCCCACUCCGACACCCUACUCCAAACCUCCAAGAUACGGUCCGCGGCCGACAUUCUGGCUGGAUGUGUUGCAGCCGACGGAGACGGAGAUGAAAGUGCUGUCCAAAGCUUUCGGCAUCCACCAGCUUACCACCGAGGACAUUCUCAUGCAGGAGCAGCGGGAGAAGGUGGAGCUGUUCGCAUCCUACUACUUCCUGAACUAUCGGUCCUUUGAGCAAGACAAGGAAAGCGAGGACUACAUGGAUCCCGUCAACUUCUACGCCGUCGUCUUCCGAGACGGCAUCAUCACCUUCCACCACUCGCAAACCCCGCAUCCGGCCAACGUCAGGCGACGCAUUCGCCAACUGAAUGACUACAUGUCGCCCACCGCCGACUGGAUCAGCUAUGCCCUCAUCGACGACAUCACCGACGUGUAUGGCCCACGUGUAUCGACGAUUGAGGAGGAAGUGGACGAGAUCGACGAGGAGAUUCUCUACCUGCACGUCACCUCCGCCGACGAUGCCGAGGGUAUCAACCAGAACAAGAAGCCCGCGAAGCCCGAACGAAAGAGCUUCUGGAAGCGCUGGCCGUUCAAUUCCACCAAUCAAUACGACAAGGGCGACGAUACUGACAACAAGUUCAAGAGCGGCGGCGACAUCCUUCGACAGGUCGGCGAGUGCCGCAAGAAAGUGAUGGGCUUGUACCGUCUGCUCGGCAACAAGGCAGACGUCAUCAAGGGUUUCGCGAAGCGAUGCAACGAGAAUUGGGAGGUGGCUCCGCGGAGCGAAAUCGGCCUCUACCUCGGCGAUAUCCAAGAUCAUAUCGUGACCAUGAAUAAUAAUCUGUCGCAUUAUGAGAGCCUCCUCAGUCGCGCCCACAGCAAUUACGUCGCGCAAAUCAACAUCCGCAUGAACGAGCGCGCGGAACAAAACGCGGACAUUCUCGGCAAGCUCACCGUCAUCGGCACCAUUGUGCUACCCAUGAACAUCAUCACGGGCAUGUGGGGCAUGAACGUGUACGUGCCGGGGCAGGUGGAGUACAAGGAGGAUCUGACGUGGUUUACGUGCAUUACGGCCGGCCUGCUCCUGUUUGGCGUUACUUGCUACUUCAUUGCGAAGAAGGCUUACGGGAUUGUUUGAGAGAUGUUGGGAUUUACGUACAUGUGGUGUGCAUGGUUGGGGCGUAUGCACAUCGAGCUUGUUGGGACGAGCUGCAAUGAUACACAUAAUACCUUGCACAAGAA